Morchella sextelata is the source of this 1410-nucleotide messenger RNA. RefSeq lists its product as uncharacterized. The record is from RefSeq and is a predicted model, not a curated record. Bases 1 to 1410 code for a protein of 469 amino acids. The transcript has 2 exons. Lineage: Eukaryota; Fungi; Ascomycota; Pezizomycetes; Pezizales; Morchellaceae.
AUGUCGCAUAGACUCAGCUAUAGUGAAUCCGCGUCGUCCUCUCCCGACCUAGAGUUCUCACCCUUCAGGAGGAAUGUUUUCUAUAUUCCAAUUCCUCCCUCUGGCGAAAUUGUCUUCCAAAGUCUCACCCGCGAGCAGAAGCGUCUUCUCCGCAAUAUGGGGAAGCCGUCCCCGAAGAAGAUCUUCGAUGAAAGUCCACCACCAACCCCCGAUAGACGCACCUUUCGCCGACACAGCCUUGCGCUCUCUCCGGUGCUUCCUGUCUCCGAAGAGAGUGACAAUCCGGCAUAUGAGGUGUCGCCAAAGGUCCGGGAAUCCACUGAGAGAGUCCGCGUUUACAAGGAAAGACUCGUCGCGAUGAGAGCAAGUCGCUCUCUCGGUAGUGCUGGCGCCUCUAUUUCUCCCGUAAUAGAAAGUGACGUAAGCACCGAAAAUGUUGUUGAGGUUUCUCAUAGCGACUCCGCCGGCGUCGAGUAUUUCGAAGCAAACGAGAGUGACGAUGCCCAUAUCCGGCUUUGCGAAGCGGUUCAAAUACCCGUGUUGGUCGGGGCUGACGGGACCAAAGACGGAGUCUGGGAACCCCUUCUUGCGGGCGCAGACGAGGAGAGCGGUCUCGGUCUUGAAGGCCUAGGUAUUAGCGUAUGGACAGAGACCAACCGCAAAACCGGGAAGCUUUUCCAAGAUGCCUAUUCCGAGGAUAAUUUCACUGUCGGCAGCGCUACCGAAAGAGAGGAAUUGGCUUCCGGAGAGGUUGUGACCAUCUCUGCCGAUGAGGUCAAGCAUUCCACCAUUCUCGAUAUACAUCAAUCACAGUCUUGUCAUAAUCUGUCAGGAGUAGAUCCUCCUCCUGAUUUCCGGGUUUGCGAAGCUGUCGCAAUGCCCGUAAUAGUCAAGACAAGCGAGGGUGAAGACGGAGCCUGGGAACCUAUAUUUGCAGGGUCAUAUAAGGGGAACGGCCGAGGUCUCGAAGGCCUAGGCAUCAGUGUAUGGAUAGGGAACACAUCUAGCCUGGAGAAGUUCACCCGAGAUAGCUGUUGCAAGGACGCGCUCGCUGUUGGCAUCGCUGUAGAGGAAUCUGAUGUUUGGGAGGACAUCAUCCUAUCUGACGACGAAGAAGUAAAUGAUCCUAUAGAAAAUACCAUUACGCUCACCAACAUGCUAUCUCCUCCGGAAAGUGACACAGUACACAGCGACGCUCCUUCAACCCCCACAAUGGACUAUAAAAAUACCCUCCCGUCUUUCGAAUUCUCUCCCGGCCGCCGUCUGUGCUGCACCGGACCCAUCAGCAGAUCUGUGCUUCUUUUAGGGUGGGGGUGGAAGUGUGCUACUUUCGCGCGAAAAGAGGGAAAAUUGAAUUAUCUUGAGCGAAGGAUUGAAGAGGCCAGAAAGAGCGUCGGAGUGAGUCGAUAG